CUCUCCACUUGGAUGAUUUCUAUAGUUUCUAUUUUCUAUCAUAAUUUAAUUAAAACGUAUUCAUGUGCUGCUUUGAAAAUGAUUAUAAAGUGUUGAUCUAACUUAUAAAAAGUAAUAGGGUCUAAAUAAAGUGAAAUAACAUGUGAUAUAAAUAGUUACUUUUACUUGAAACUUUUUUUAUAUUAUUUAGUUUUUUGUGCUUAAUAUCAUUUAGGAUGAGUACAUCAGAGAUAAAACUGAUAGAACGACUACGCCAGGAGAAUCUGGAACAAUUUUUUACAUUAGUGCGCAUGCAUUUAUCAUUCGUUGUUGAUAUCAACACAGACGACGUCGAUUGCUCGACAGAUAAGCCAAAACAAUUUCGAUGGAAUUUCCAUAAGAAGUCAAAGAAUGCUGCCACAAAUACUAGUCAAAGUAAUACUAAUACUACCAAAAAUAAUGCAGAAGCCAACUCUAUUACCGAAGAAGGGAUAGCUAGACUAAAUGAGCUUAUAGAUUUUUUAUCAAAAUCUGACAAUGUAACACAAGAAGGAAUAUUCCGGCGAACUGGUUCACUGAGUCGUCAACAAGAAUUGAGGCAGUUAUUACACACGGGAUCAAACCUUGGUCUGGAUGAAAGCAAAUUCUCGGUUCAUGACUGUGCAUCUGUGUUAAAGGGCUUUCUUGCUGAGCUGCCACAACCGUUACUGAUGGACCAGUAUUAUCAAACUUAUUGUACACUAGCAGCUCAAUACCCACCAAAUGCUGAGUCAUCAGAAACAAAACUACUAACUGCAUUACAGUUACUACUCUUACUAUUGAUGCCGUCACACAGGAGCUUCCUUGAAAGGCUAUUGAGUCUGCUGCGGCUUGUGGCUGAUAAUGAAGCAAGCAAUAGAAUGUCACCAGACACUCUUGCAACUAUGUUUACACCACAUCUUUUGUGUCCAAGAAAGUUAUCGCCCGAGAACUUCCACGCAGAUUCAAUAGCUCUAUCACCAGUUAUAAGCUUCAUGAUACGUCAUUCGUGUCGUCUAUUCGAAGCGCCCGCACAACUCGCGACCGACGCAUCUGCGUAUUUCGCGUUGCGGGAACGGAAACGGAUCAUGUCACCGGAUGUGGACUUGGAUGAGAGUAUUACGGAUAGGACAGCAGCGAACACAGUAUACACAUUCGUGGACCGUAAUAGAACUCGCGUAGAAAACGAAACAAAUCCCACAGAUACCGCCUUGGCGCAACUGUAUGCGCAUAUACAAGCCUUGCCGGACUCGCAUCAUAAACGACGGCUCGUUAAACAUUUUAACAGACAAAAUGGAUAUGGCACACCCAUACAAAUACAAAGGACAGGCAAAGUGGCUGGUUCUAGAAGUUUCGGUGAUUCGAUUAAAAGGCACAUUUUCAACAAAGGUCUCCUUAACAAAACACCAAAGAAAGGAUCUACUUCUGCAAUACAUACAGUUGAAGAGAAGUCUAAAGGCAAAUUUAAGUUCUCUGAUGAUGGUAAAGAUGUUUCGCACAAGAACAUCGUACUUAAGAACUUGGCCCAUAAAAUGGCAAGUUCAGAAUCAUUGGACGAUGAUUACGAUUCUGACGCCAGCAAUGAAAGCACGCUAUCCGAGGGUGCGCUAAACAAAUCCAGGAAAAUGAGUCCUAAAUUUGUUUCUGAACCUAAUCUAAGUGCGCUAGACUCAAACGAUGAAACGCCAAAAAAUACCAAAAAACGAGGAUCAAGACUGUUCAGAUCGAAAGUAAUGUCGCAGCAAAAUAAAAAGUAUCAAAAACGCAUGAAUAUACGUAGCACGCCGACGUCUUGCGUUUCGUGCUUUGAGUAUCAGGAUACCGCGUCGGACACAGAUUUAUGCACACCAGAUGACACGCCAAAGAAAAGUAACGUUUAUGAUGUAGAUUUAGAGUUAAAAAUGAAUUAUUUGACGAGUACUCCCGGAAUGCCAGAGGUUGUUCUAGACGAGGAUUGUGCGACGCCGUAUACUAUCAACUUCAGGAGGGCGUCGAUGUCACCCAUAACGAAGUCGACGCAAAAGCUGUCGAAAGCUAUGCAGGAAUCGAUAAUGACUCCGCGAUCUCGGAAACCGUUAAUAAUAACAUCGGAGCAGCGAGAUAGUUUACCAGAAACCCAAAGUGUACUGGAAACAAAGGAUUCUGACAAGUCCGAUAUAUAUCAAUCCUUGUCUCCGAAGAAUGAUAGUGAUUUUGUCUCAUCCGACGACGAUAUGACGAGGUCUUCAUAUUCAUGCGACAGAUCAAUUUCAGCAAGUACAUCUCUACCCAAAAAACAGUUUGAUACAAAGUCGCUGCCUUCAGACACUAGUCAACUAUUAUGUGAUGCAUCGAAAUAUGUUUAUAAUACUCAAGAGAAACGAAAUCGCAUCGAUUUAAAUACCACGUUAUGCGACGAAAAGAAUAUUGAACACACAUUAUCUCAACCUUUUAAAGACUAUUUAUUAAGCAGAUCCGUUUUAACUGCGAAUCCUAUCGAUUUAUCGAUUUUAAAUAAAUCGGAUGACGAAGUACUGACUGACUCAUUGAUGUAUUGCCUCGAUGGGAAUAUACCAUCGGAUCUGACGUCAUCGAUUAGUAAUUUGGCAGUCGAUUCAAGUAUUUCGCAAGGAUUGAGAUCGCCGUUGAAAAAUUUGAAUGUCAUUGAGCUAAGUCCAAACAGAAAGAGGUGUGGAGAUAUUAUAGAUGCCAGUACUGAAAGUAAAAAAGCUAUAAUUGAAAAGGAGAACUUGAAUCAACAUUUCGAAUUGCGUGAGACCGACUUGUAGAAAAAAAUAUUGAGUAAAAUAUUUAUUGAAAUAUGUUAGGUGACGAUAAAGAAAACAUUAAAUGGCGGCCAUAAUAUCUGAUAAGUGCGAGCGAGAUAGAAUGCGAUUAAUCAUGUAAAUAAGAAAAAAAAAUGAUACGUGCGAUGCCGUUAUUUAAGUUUUAUUUCAUUAUACCGUUGCGAUUUAUUUUAGUUUUGUACUAAUAACUACUCAUAUUAUGUUAGUGUUCGUUAUUCUGUAAGAUCUUAAAUUCCUUCCUUAUCCGAAUUUUUAAAGUAACUUCAUACUUACAUCAUCCAUUUGUGAAUUAUCUUUCUUCUUUUCUCUUAAAUCAAGAGGAUUCUAGUAUUUAAUGUCCAAUUAUAUAAUAUUUACCUCAUUUGUUAACGUUAACAAUUUCGUCUUGUCAUGUUUAAAUCCAAGUGCCUAAACUUCAAAUAAUAUGUUAUUUUUAUAAUUUCUAUGUUAAAUGAUACUGUUUACGUUUUGUAAAUAAUGUGUUCAUUAUAAUAAUAUUGUAAAAUAAAAACAAUUUACGAAUAUUAUAUCA
This is a messenger RNA of Colias croceus (clouded yellow), 3315 nucleotides long. RefSeq lists its product as uncharacterized. Lineage: Eukaryota; Metazoa; Arthropoda; Insecta; Lepidoptera; Pieridae. Gene Ontology annotation, biological process: regulation of small GTPase mediated signal transduction; signal transduction. Gene Ontology annotation, molecular function: GTPase activator activity. Gene Ontology annotation, cellular component: cytoplasm. The record is from RefSeq and is a predicted model, not a curated record. Bases 216 to 2765 code for a protein of 849 amino acids. The transcript is spliced from 10 exons.